This is a messenger RNA of Humulus lupulus (European hop), 1346 nucleotides long. Its product is annotated as putative F-box/kelch-repeat protein At3g20710. Gene Ontology annotation, molecular function: protein binding. The record is from RefSeq and is a predicted model, not a curated record. The transcript has 2 exons. Lineage: Eukaryota; Viridiplantae; Streptophyta; Magnoliopsida; Rosales; Cannabaceae. The coding region runs from base 1 to 1260 and encodes 419 amino acids.
AUGGGUUCGGAGGAAGAAAAUUUUGGUAUUAAACUUGAAUCGCAAUCACAUGGUGAGAAGAAGGCUCUAUCACCGCCGCGUAAGCGCCAUUGUUCUUCUGAUAAUCAAGAUAAUAGAUUUGGUACGAUUCCAGAAGAGUUGGUAGAGCAAAUUUUAUUGAGGUUGGAUGCUGAGUCUGUCUGGGUUUGUAGGCGCGUUUGCAAGAGCUGGUUUCAUUUGAUCAUCAAUGACGACCCUUCAUUCGUAAACAAACACCUUGAGCUUGUUGGUAAUCGCAACUGCAAGAAGACCUUUAUCCAGUGCGUUUUUCGCCCAAUUCUCUCACUAGUUACUGUUUGUGAGGAGGGUGAUGAUGAUGGCGAUGGCUGCUUGCCUUGUGUUGUUGAACAAGUACCUAUUGUGCCAGCUGAAAUAUUAGAACAAGUACUGGUUCAGGACUUACUCCAGACUCACUUUAUAAGAGUCUCCCACUGUAAUGGCAUCAUUCAUAUUUUUGAUCCGUAUGAAAGUAAAUCAGCAGUGUUGUUUAAUCCAGUACUAAGAGAGUUUAAGUUAGUUGGGGGGCCCACCUUUCCCUUUUCAUCACCUAACUUGGAACAGAUCAUGGGGCAUGGUUUUGGGUAUGAUCCCAAAUCUAAUAAUUACAAGUAUGUUAAGAUCUUUGGUAGCGAAAAUUGUAGGGACCGUGUAGCUGUGGUGCACACUAUGGGAACUAGUUGUUCGAGUUGGAGAGAAAUUAAGGUUGAUGUAGAAAGUAGGCUAUGUUUCAUACAUCCCGUAGGGGAUGCAAUUUACUGUAAGGGUGCAUACUAUUGGCAUUACUUUUCAGAAGGUGAUGUUAGUGUGCUUCUUUGUUUUGAUAUGUGUGAGGAGAUAUUUCGUAGCAUACAGAUUCCAGAUUGCAUCCAGCCAAAAAGUAAACAAGAAAAUUUGAUAUUGGGAGACUGGAAUGGAUCAGUUGCCCUUUUCUACACCGCUCAAUACCGUGCGUGUUCUGGUUUUUACGAGCUGUGGAUAAUGACUGGUGAUGAUACACAUUGGAUCAAGCGUCUCAAAAUUGGGCCACUACAAUCCACCCAUGUGCCCAUAAAUUUUUGGAAAGAUGACGAGCUCUUAUUGAAGAUUUAUCAAGGUUAUCAAGAUGGAGAUGUUGUGUCAUACAAUAUUUAUACUCAACAACUGAGGAGAGUUCCUUUUCCUCACAGGGAGGCUGGCAUCCAUUAUGCAACUCCAUGUUUGAAGACUCUAGUUUCACUAUAGAGUUUAUCAUUUUUUCUUAUGUUAUUAUUAUUAUGUCUUCGAGAAUGACUAUGAUGAUAUCAAUAAGUUGAGAUAAAUGAAUAUGA